AUGAGUAAAGCGAUGAGCAAAGAAGUAACAUUUUCUCAUUGCAUCAAAAUCUGGGAGCAGAAAAAUGGCAAGACCGAAACCAGAAAAAAAAUUAGUGAAGAAGAAGAAGUGAGCUUCAUUUGUCACAUUCCACUAAUAGAGAAAUUGGACAACAGCAUAAAUACACUUGAAAAGUGCAAGCGCUUGUCUUUGUCAACAAACCGAAUUGAGAAGCUCAUUCCGAUGUCAGGCUUGAAAAGCAUAGAGAUCCUCUCCCUGGGGAGAAAUUGCAUAAAAAAAUUUCAGUACCUGGAAGACAUAAGUGGAACAUUGAAACAGUUGUGGAUUUCCUACAACAGCAUUGAUAAGCUCGAUAAUCUACAAUCUCUUAAGAAGUUACAAGUCCUUUAUUUAUUUCAUAACAAAAUAAAGAGCUUAGAGGAGAUUGACAAAUUGAGUUCCCUUCCAGAACUGAUAGAAUUAGGACUUAAGGGAAAUCCCAUAUAUGAAGGAAAGACAAACGAAUAUAUGAAGUUGGUUAUUUUGAAAAAGCUGCCGCAGCUCAAGAUUGUGGACAACGAGACGAUAACUGAGAAGCAGAGAAAUGAUGCACUAACUGUUGAAAUUUGA
Messenger RNA from Plasmodium gonderi, 609 nucleotides. RefSeq names its product dynein light chain 1. Gene Ontology annotation, cellular component: cytoplasm. The record is from RefSeq and is a predicted model, not a curated record. The transcript has 6 exons. Gene Ontology annotation, molecular function: protein kinase binding. Bases 1 to 609 code for a protein of 202 amino acids. Lineage: Eukaryota; Apicomplexa; Aconoidasida; Haemosporida; Plasmodiidae.